CCCGGAGCGGGGAGCCCGGCCAGGAUGUGAGAGAGGAACUGGGGUCUCCGGCGGCUGCAGAGGAAGGAACCGAGGCGGCUGUGAGCUCCCUCCUGGGGAGGGUUUUGGGGCCGCCUGGCUCAGGAUGGGGGACCCCCGGCCUCGGCCCUGGGGGCUUGGCCUCCUGCUCUGCCUCUUGUCCAGGAGCCUGGAUGCAGCCAUGAACCAUCCCUCCCUCCUCUACCACUUCACCGCCGUGUCCCAUGCGGCACCAGGGACACCUGCCUUCUGGGUCUCGGGCUGGCUUGGCCCCCAGCAGUACCUGAGCUACAACAGCCAGCGGGCCCAGGCGGAGCCCUGCGGGGCCUGGGUGUGGGAGCACCAGGUGGCCUGGUACUGGGAGAAGGAGACCACAGACCUGAGGGUCAAAGAGAAAAUGUUCCUGGACGCUCUUUCUGUCCUGGACAAGACAGAGAACCUCACCCUGCAGGGCCUGCUGGGCUGCGAGCUGGGCCCCAACAACUUGUCGGUGCCGGUGGCCAAGUUCGCCUUGAACGGAGAGGAGUUCAUGCAGUUUUCGCCCAAGGAGGGCAACUGGACGGGGGAUUGGCCCGAGGCUGAGGCCAUCAGGCAGAAGUGGGCCGAGCACCCCGACACCCUCAACAAGGAGAAGACCUUCCUGCUCUACUCCUGCCCGCAGCGCCUGCUCAGCCACCUGGAGAUAGGUCGCGGGAACCUGGAGUGGAAGGAGCCACCGUCCAUGCGCCUGAAGGCCCGUCCUGGUAGCCCCGGCUUCUCGGUCCUCACCUGCGUCGCCUUCUCCUUCUUCCCCCCGGAGCUGCAGCUGCGUUUUGUGCGCAACGGGAUGGCUGCCGGCUCCGGGGAGGGCGGCCUGGGGCCCAACGGUGACGGCUCUUUCCACGCCUGGUCGUCGCUCACGGUCAAGAGUGGGGACGAGCGGCAUUACAGCUGCCUGGUGCAGCACCCUGGGCUGCUGAAGCCGCUCACGGUGCAACUGGAAAUGCCCCCCAAGUCCAUGAUGUCCGUGGUGGGAUUCGUCGUGGGAUUCCUGCUGCUGAUCGCCGCAGCUGUUGGGGGAACCCUGUUGUGGAGGAGGAUGAGAAACGGGCUCCCCGUCCCGUGGAUGUCCCUUCGUAACGAUGAUGAUGGGGUCCUCCUACCUACUCCUGACCUCUCCAAGGAUGCUGACCCUUAGGACAAGCAGGUCCUGCCGCUCUGACAUCUGCCCACCACAGUCCCAGCUGCUCCUGGCUGCUGUGGGCAGGUCCCUUUCAUGCUGUGACACCAGGAAUCCUGAUACCCUGAGCCUCCAGGAUCUCCAGGCCCAACGCCUUCCCUACCUGGAUUCCACCUCCUGUGGCCUGCCUCAGUUUCCCUUCCUCCUACCUAUGGCUCCUUCCACCCUCCAAAAAUAUAGAACAUGAGUUUGGGCCCAAA
Messenger RNA from Suncus etruscus (white-toothed pygmy shrew), 1437 nucleotides. RefSeq names its product Fc gamma receptor and transporter (gene FCGRT). Gene Ontology annotation, cellular component: external side of plasma membrane. The coding region runs from base 125 to 1195 and encodes 356 amino acids. Gene Ontology annotation, molecular function: beta-2-microglobulin binding. The record is from RefSeq and is a predicted model, not a curated record. NCBI's taxonomy places the organism in Eukaryota, Metazoa, Chordata, Mammalia, Eulipotyphla, Soricidae. Gene Ontology annotation, biological process: immune response. The transcript has 7 exons.